Neocloeon triangulifer is the source of this 2287-nucleotide messenger RNA. RefSeq names its product calcitonin gene-related peptide type 1 receptor-like. Gene Ontology annotation, molecular function: G protein-coupled peptide receptor activity; peptide hormone binding. The coding region runs from base 104 to 1669 and encodes 521 amino acids. The transcript has 12 exons. Gene Ontology annotation, biological process: cell surface receptor signaling pathway; adenylate cyclase-modulating G protein-coupled receptor signaling pathway. The record is from RefSeq and is a predicted model, not a curated record. Gene Ontology annotation, cellular component: plasma membrane. NCBI's taxonomy places the organism in Eukaryota, Metazoa, Arthropoda, Insecta, Ephemeroptera, Baetidae.
ACUCGCGUCUCGCCGUUCGCCGCUAACGCAUCUUGACAUUGUGCUCCAGCGACGAGUGCUCUCAACAUCAGAGGAUUAAUCACUUGGACGAAAAGAUAACAGGAUGACGGAAAUGAUUCUCCAAGAUCGGAUAGUGGUGGACCAGUUGUACCAACACAGCAACUGCACGUCUCUCCACACAGAAUACAAAAAAGCUAUAGGGGAAAUAAAUUACCAGAAAUUAUGCCCGGCUGAAUUUGACGGCGUUUCGUGUUGGCCACCGAGCUUUCCGGGGACAAACGCCACCCGUCCUUGUCCUGCGAGCUUUAAGCAAGUCAGCGUUUCGCGGUUUUGCAAAGCUGACGGCGCGUGGGAGCCCCUGAAUAAUGGGACCUACAAUCCUUGUGGCCUCCUCCAAGAUCACGUGGCGGCGCUGCGGCGAGUGUACGGUUACCUAAGGGCGCCGGGGGCCAAGGUGCCUGCCAAGUGGUAUCUCCAUCAACGACACGCUGAAUGUCUCGACAAAAUAAACGAGGCACAACCGCCAGCCAUCGCACAAAAAGACGGAAUCAACGUUUGUCCUAUGACGUUCGACGGAUGGUCUUGUUGGGACUUCACCCUCCCCGGGGACACGGCCUUCGCCUCCUGCCCUAAGUACAUGACCGGAUUUGAUCCCACAAGAUUCGCGUUUCGCAAGUGCACCGAGAACGGAACUUGGUUCAAACACCCGGAGACCGGAAAUUCCUGGUCUAAUUACACAACUUGCGUAGAUGUUGAGGAUCUCCAGUUCAGACAACUGGUAAACACGCUCUACAUUUCGGGCUACUCGCUGUCGUUCGUAGCGCUGGUGCUGUCGCUGCUGCUUUUCACUUGCUUCAAAAAUGUCGCUGGCAGGGCGCUCAAGUGCACGCGCAUCGCCAUCCACGUGCAACUCUUUGCCUCCUUCGCCCUCAACAAUCUGAUGUGGAUCAUCUGGUAUUACUUUGUCGUCGGCGACCUCGACACUGUCGAGAAAAACAACACGUGGUGUCAAGUUCUGCACGUCAUCCUGCAAUAUUUGAUGGUAUCCAACUAUGCGUGGAUGUUCUGCGAAGGGAUGCACUUGCACCUUGCCCUGGUGGUCGUUUUCGUCAAGGACGACGUGGUCAUGCGCUGGUUUUACGCGGUCGGCUGGAUUUUGCCCGCCCUGCUGGCCUCCGUUUACGCCCUGGUUAGGUCAUACGUGGUGCAAGAAACGGAAAGGUGCUGGAUGGAGGACAGUCACAGUACGUGGCUGCUGACGGCGCCCGUCCUGUUGUCAAUGUUGGCCAACCUGUUCUUCCUGAUCAACGUGGUGCGCGUGCUGCUGACCAAACUGCACCCCCGCUCGUCCAACCCCGCGCCCAGGGGCAUGCGCAAGGCGGUCAGGGCCACCCUGAUCCUGAUGCCGCUCUUCGGCAUCCACCACAUUCUCAUUCCGUUCCGACCUGAGCCCAGGGCGCCUGGCGAGAGUCUUUACCAGAUUUUCAGCGCUUUCGUCGUAUCUUUGCAGGGUUUUUGCGUGGCCUGUUUGUUCUGCUUUGCAAACGUGGACGUUCACGGCGCCAUCAGGGCGUGGGUGCGCCACCUUCGGCGACUCAGGGCCAACCCUUACGCGCCCUCGACCGGUCCGACGAACACCGCGACCAGGGAGGCGUGCGUCGGUCUUUGAUUGUCCGCUCCACGCGCGGCCUCCCUGCGCCACGCACCCUUCGUCGACCCUGGCGUCAGGGUGGCGCAGAUCAUCGCUUCCUCGAAGGUUUAAAACAAAAAAAUACACGCUCAUAUCGUUUAUAAAUACAUCUAGGUGCGCUCAACAAAUACGAAAAAAAUGAAAACUGAAUAAUUAUAAUUUGCGUUUUUGAUUCUCGGUUUAUUAUUAAUUUCCAGUGAUCAUCAUUCCUGCCAUAUUCUUUAUAAUUAAUUUUUAAUCGCUUCCUUCACGUGAGCGAAUAUCUGUUGUGAUCAAAAUGUAUAAUUAUUAAGAACAAAAUAAUAUUUUAUUUUAAUUGCGCAACACGGGGAAUUUUAAUACGCUUAUGCAAAAUGGAAAAAAUUAUAAUAUAAUAUUAUAUACUGUUGUGGUAUAUGUGCAAGUGUUUUCGGAAAAGUAUUAUUAUACGAAAUUUGUGCAUUUAUCUACACCUGCAUUUUUGUCUGCGUCUCUAUUUAUGUAAUUAUUGUACCGAUCGACAAAUAAAUUAAAGAAAAUUAGCUGCUUUUAACUCACUGAAACAGGUAAAAUUUUAUACAAUAAAAUUGUCCACAUUUUUAAGCUUCGUCUUAAAAA